Molecule: messenger RNA, 3632 nt
Organism: Pyrus x bretschneideri (Chinese white pear)
Lineage: Eukaryota; Viridiplantae; Streptophyta; Magnoliopsida; Rosales; Rosaceae
Product: dirigent protein 22-like
Exons: 5
Coding region: 67-615 (182 amino acids)
Source: RefSeq, a predicted model, not a curated record
UAUAUAAACCAUAAAGUCAGAAACACAACAUAUUCGAAACCUGCAAUUCCAAAUUCAUUUCUAGCCAUGGCCAAAACUUCCCAAACCCUCCCAGUUCUUACAUCUACCCUACUCAUAUUUUCCUUCACUGUUCUUUUCUCUACAACCCUAGGGCUCAAAAACCAAGAGAAGCUAAGCCACCUCCAUUUCUACUUCCAUGACAUAGUCAGCGGUCCAAACCCUGCUGCCGUCUGGGUUGCCCAAACACCCAUCUCCAAAAAAUCCCCAACCCUAUUCGGCUCUAUAGCCAUGUUCGAUGACCCGCUAACCGUAGGCCCCACAAGGAGCUCCAAACUUGUGGGUAGAGCACAGGGGUUAUACGGGUCAGCCUCACAGAGUGAAGAUGCUUUGUUGAUGGCCAUGAACUUCGUAUUUUAUGAAGGGAAUUAUAAUGGGAGCAGUCUCAGUGUGCUGGGUCGAAACUCCGUGCUUGAAGCUGUGAGAGAGAUGCCGGUAAUCGGCGGAAGUGGGGUUUUCCGGCUGGCUCGCGGGUAUGUUCAGGCGAAGACUGUCACGUUUAAUGCAACCAGUGGGGAUGCUCUUGUUGAAUAUGAUGUGUUUGUCUUCCAUUAUUGACUUGUCUGCUUUUCUCAUCUCCACAAUGUUGUCUUCGGUCAAAGUGUAGUAGGUGGAGUGGUGGGGUUUUGCUUUUUGGUGUAUAGCCAUGUUAGGUCGAAAUGAUUUCUUCGCUUCUUUAUUUCUAGCAUUUCAAUUUCGAUUGAAAAAUAAACUAAAAAGAAUAAAUAAACAUAAGUAUAUAGAAAGAAAAAAAACGAAUGUGUCAGAACCAUUUUCCUAUACGAUAUGAAUGUUGAAUGGUUCGAAAUAAUCCAUCCUACUUUUUUUUCUUUUUUCUUUUGUUGUGUGGUGGGUGAGAAGUUUUUGUCCUGAAACAAAAUUUAAGUUUUGCUUUAUUUCUUGUAAUUGAAAAGUGGUUCCUUAAUCUCUUAAAACUCAUAUUUCAUUCAUUUUACAUGUUUUUGUGAAAUCCAUCCGAGUUCAGUUAAGUAUGCAAUUACGUGGAAGGGGUAUUAGCAAAGUUUGCUCAAACAUUACAAAGCCUUGAAUAGGCUCAAAAUUCACUGAGUUAAUCUACCGCUCGAAUGUGUUACGCGCUCAAACUUCAUAGCCUCAAGUUCCAUAGACAAUGGCUACUUUGUCAGCUUUGUCACCUACAACUAUAUUAAUCAAGCUGUUUAAAUGAUGAAAUAUUCAGAUAGGAAAGAAUACAGUGCGACUAAUAAGUACAUAAGUCCUUUGUGCCAUUAUCUUAAAUUGAUCUAGCACUGGCACCUGAUGUCGUAUUUGAUUUUGGUUGAGUGCAACGGGAGGGGGGGAAGUGAGAAGAAAGAAUAGAGUUGUGGUUUUGGCACAUACUAAAUGCUACUCUAUAUGUCACAUUUCAGGGUUCAGCCUAAAUAUUUAUAUAUACUAAAACUCACACAAAAAACACUGUUCAUUAAUAGUGUUCUUCCAUUUUCACCCCUGCUUCUUUUUUGUCAUCUGAACUUUGCCCUAUUGCUUUGUUGUCAAAUGAGUAACAGUUUUGUGGGAACGUGCUCGAAGGCUCUUCCAUUUUCUUCUGUCACUUUUCCCUUUCUCUUCCUCUCUGUUUCUGUGCUUUUCUCCCUGCGUCAAUCCUUCGUGUUUCCUUGCUUCUCUCUGCCUCCUCCUUCGCCUAAGAACCGCUGGUCAAUCUGGUUUCUCUGGCUUCUUCCGAUGGCGACCAAGAUUUCAUCAUGGAGGAGAUGAAUGAUGGAGGUCAAUUGGAUCUUGAAUACGAUUUCUACCGUGAGACUUGCCUAGAAACUGAGACCAUUGUGAGGGUCGAUGAUGGCGUAUAUUUACUCCCACCAAAAGAAUGUCUCUGCCCAAUUGAUGCACCUUUUCUUCCAUGACUGCUUCAUUAGGUCCCAUUUUUGGAUAUCCGAAUAUGCGCUCGAACUAACUCUCCAAGGCCGCUGAUCUUGGAUUCGCCACUCCUAUAUUUCCUUACUCGGAUUCAUUUCCGACGUUUUAAUUCUACGGAAUCAGUAGAAUGUCAAUGAUCGAUAAAAGAAUCCUCUUCCAUCAUCUUCCCUGCUAUAAAUAUAUACAUAUGUGUGUGUGUGUGUGUGUUUGUGUGUGUGUAUAAUUAUUAUGUACAUAUGUAUAUCCCAAUGUACGAAGAACAAUAGGAGAAGUCUACAUGCAACAUAAAACUAAGCAUUAAUUUAGGAACCAGUUCAGCAUACAUACAGUUUUGUACUUUCCUUUUGUCAAUCUUCUCUUCUGUACUGUAUCGUUAUUUUGAAAAUUCAUUAGGAGAACUACUUCGAGGUUUAAUUCAUUUUGUGUAAUCAGUUUUCUUAAGUGGAAGCAAUAAGUAUGUUUUAUACGGCAUAUUUUAAAUAAUACAUAAAAAAUUACUUUCUAAAGAUUGAUGUGAAAAUUUAUAAACUGAAUUAAAUUUAAGAAACGCAUGAAUGAAUCAGCAAAGAAUUGAAAUGUUAUUUCAUUUUUAAUGCUUUUAAUUGAUUUCAUGUUUAUGUUUGAAUCAGUAAAGAAACGUUGCUAAUGGUGUACCUGUGACGAUUCAACGUUGAUAUGCUUCUGUGUCAAUUGGCUUCAGUUAUUUGUUUCUGCUGCUGAUCGGCUGUCAUCGCACUAUAAACUUGGUUGCAAGGCAAGUUGAAAACGCACAAAAGUUUGAUCGCAUCCUAUAGAAUUGCCAGAGAAGGUCAUCUCCAUUUUCUUACAAAAUCAGACUUCUUUCUGCAUGCAGAAACACUAGCUUCCAUUUUCUCUACUUAAGUAGUGCAGGGCCAUCAUAUGGUUAGUAAAUUAAAGAUGUUCCCUCAAUUUCAUUAAAUAACUUAAGCUUGAAUAAAUCUUGGUAACCCAUUGUAAACACGAAUUUUCCUACGAUGAAACGAGACAAGAACACGUGUACAAAAUAAUAUUUUGUAUUAAUGAUUUGGGGUUACAAUCUCUUUAUAGUUUGAUCCUCUGAUUCGAUCUCCGUAAGAUGUAGAUUUGUGGAUGUUUUGUUGACCCAAGGGCCGUCAAGGCUUGAUCUUGGAUGAACGGUUGGAAGUUUCUUCAAGAGCCUUCGGGGCUUGAUCUUGAAGGUUGAGGGAAGUUUCUUCAAGGGCCUUCGGGGCUUGAUCUUGAAAGUUGAUGGAAGUUUCUUCAAAGGCCUUCAGGGCUUGACCUUGAGGGUUGAGGAUGAAUAGAUCUUCAAGGGCUUUUGGGCUUGAUCUUGAAGAAUGGAUGUGUGGAUUUGUUGAUGUUGUUGAUCCAAAGGGCCGUUAGGGCUUGAUUUUAGGAUGAACGGAUGAUGAACGAUGAACACUUUCUUCAAAGGCCAUCAGGGUUGGAUCUUGUAGGAGGACUUGACGAAGAACGAAGAGGGCUUUCUUGAUCCUUCGACAUUUGCUUGAGAGCUCUAGAGUUUCAAAGCUUCAAGAUUUUGGUGUGAUGUGAAUUGGUGUAGUGAAAUGAAUGAAAUUGACUUCUGUUUAUAGAAAUUUUCAAGGCCUAAUUUUGAAUAUAAUAUUCAAAUGAAAUAAAUCAUUUAUGUCAAGUGUUGACAUAUGUCCUAUUUGAUGACU